Psylliodes chrysocephalus is the source of this 3972-nucleotide messenger RNA. The record is from the annotation of a GenBank genome assembly. NCBI's taxonomy places the organism in Eukaryota, Metazoa, Arthropoda, Insecta, Coleoptera, Chrysomelidae.
CACGCCACUCUCCUUCCUAAAGAAGUUCUGCUCUCAUUGGCCAUGAGACAGAGAGACGUUCUGUCCAAAAAUACAGUAUAUUUUAUUUUUACUAAUCCACGCGAAUUGAGGUAGUGACAAUUUCUUAAAAGUGUUUCGAUUAAAACAUUGUGCGGGACUUUGAAAUUUUAAUAAACAAUCCUUGUUAUCACAUUAAAGUGUUUUGAAGAAACUGCAAUUUAUCAGCUUGGUUAUUGAGUUCAAGAUGGCAGGAAAGGAUAAUAAUAACAUGGAUAUGGACGGCGUUGGCUUUUCGCUAGCGAUAGGGGCACUGAAAGCUUUAGCCUUUGUGUACGACGUCCUUACAUUCCCCGUGUACAUCAUCCUCCAAAGGCCAUGGCGGCUACGCCAACUGUCCAGAACUAUAAAGGCUAAACCUAUACACGAUGAUAUUAAAUCGAUCACUUAUCGAUCGACAGUACAGCCCAAAGAUCACCACAUCACUUUGGUCAGAGAAAAGAUCGACACCAUGGCCAAAAUGUUUGAGUACUGUAGCAAAAAAUAUCCUAACAAAAGAUGUUUGGGAACUAGAGAAAUUUUAGCCGAAGAAGAUGAAUUACAACCUAACGGAAGGGUUUUCAAGAAGUUUGUGAUGGGCGACUACAAAUGGAAAACGUUUUCCGAAGUUAACAUCCUAGCUUCAAAUUUCGGCAAAGGAGUGCGCGAGCUAGGAAACCCCGCGGGCAAAAACGUCGCCAUUUUCGCUGAAACCAGAGCCGAAUGGAUGAUCGCUGCACACGGUAUCUUCAAACAGAACAUCCCCUUGGUUACCAUUUACGCCACUUUAGGUGACGAUGCCAUAGCGCACGCCAUCAACGAAACCGAAGUGUCCACGAUCAUUACCAGUUACGAGUUGCUGAGCAAAUUCAAGAAUAUCCUUCGGAUGACACCUCGUGUGCAGACUUUGAUUUACAUGGAGGAUCAGUUGAAGGGUUUGGAAAGCGCGGAUGGUUACAAGGAAGGUGUGCAGAUCAUUAAAUUCGAAGAUGUUAUCAAGCAGGGCGCUAAAUCUAGUAUAGUCGCCGAACCGCCAAAAACGGACGACAUAGCCAUUAUCAUGUACACUAGUGGCUCGACGGGAGUACCGAAGGGCGUCAUAUUGAAGCAAAGGAACCUGAUCGCCACGCUGAAAGGUUUUUGCGAUUCCACGCCGAUUUACGAAACCGAUAUCAUGAUCGGAUUUUUGCCGUUGGCUCACGUAUUCGAGUUGCUAGUAGAGAGCGUAUGUCAAUUCGCUGGAGUUCCUAUCGGCUAUUCCGGACCCUUAACCAUGACUGACUUUUCCAACAAGAUCCAGAAGGGAACUAAAGGCGACGCCACCGUUUUGUGCCCUACAGUUUUAACCAGCGUACCUCUGAUCCUAGACAGGAUAUCGAAGAACAUCCAGGAGAGGGUGAGUAAGAGCGGCAACCUAAAGAAAGUGAUCUUCAAAUUCGCUUACGAAUACAAAUCGGCUUGGAAGAAACGCGGCUACGCGACUCCAUUGAUAGACAAAUUAAUUUUUUCGCCUAUCACCAAUCUGGUGGGCGGUAAUAUGAGACUGAUGAUUGCCGGCGGGGCUCCGCUGUCACCCGAAACCCACGAACAAAUCAGUACAUGCCUGUGCGUCACGAUCAUCCAAGGUUACGGCCUUACCGAAACGACUUCCUGCGCCUGCGUUCAAGAUUUGUACGACAUGACAUUCGGAAGAGUGGGGGCGCCCUGUACGAUUUGUGAUAUUAAAUUGAUAAGUUGGGAAGAAGGUAAUUACAGAGUAACCGACAAACCAUAUCCACGCGGCGAGAUUAUAAUAGGCGGUGACAACAUCAGCGCCGGAUAUUACAAGUUGCCAGAAAAGACUGACGAAGACUUUUUCGAAGCGGACGGUAAAAGAUGGUUUAGAACCGGAGAUAUUGUAGAGGUGCACGAAGAUGGCGUUGUUAAAAUUAUUGAUCGCAAAAAGGACUUGGUGAAAUUGCAAGCCGGCGAAUACGUCUCGUUGGGCAAAGUGGAGGCGGAACUAAAAACGUGUCCGUUGGUCGACAACAUUUGCGUGUACGGCGAAUCGAGUAAAGAUUUUUGCGUGGCGCUGGUCGUUCCUAAUCAGCAAAAUCUGGAAGACUUGGCGGCGAAGAAAGGCGUCGAAAACAAGUCGUUCGAAGAGUUGUGCGUGAAUCCGGUGAUAGAGAAAGCCGUGGUGAAGGAGUUAGCGGAACACGGAAAGAAAAGUAAACUCGCCAAAUUUGAAAUUCCCGCCGCGAUAAAGUUGGUAACGGAAGUUUGGUCGCCAGACAUGGGUCUCGUGACGGCCGCCUUCAAAUUGAAAAGGAAAGACAUCCAGGAACGGUAUAAGCACGAAAUAAACAGAAUGUACGCCUCUUGAAAGUUACAUUUCUUUUAAAACCAUUUAGUUUUUGGUAAGCUAGUUCCGUGCUAUUAAUUAUUUAAGUUUUUUAUGAUGUAAUUGUGCAGUGUACAAAGAUUUAUUGUAAAAAGUAUUUUUUGUAAAGUUUCUUGUACAUAUUGGAUAUGAAGUUAUCGAACGAUAGGAUUUUUAUUUAUAGUUGUUGCGCGCUCUCUCUUUAUUUGAGAAAGACAAGAGAUCAUUGUACAUAAGAACAAAAUUGUAUUUUUUUAUCGUUUUAGAAUUAUGUCAACGUACUGGAAAUGGGUUUUAAAUCAGUUUGUCGAAAUUGAGUAUUUAGAGUCCUGGAAUAUAAUUUCACCAACUUUGGAACGCCUAUUGAACAGUUAAUUGUAUCGUGUCAAUUUCUCUUCAACGAUUAGCGAUUUGGUAAAUUUCUUGGUCAAUCGAGUUGGUAAAUUUCUCGGAUUUUGGAUUGCGUAUCCCUAAACGCCAUCAUUAAUUUAUUUAUAUUGUUGAUUUGUUAAAAAGGCUCGACUCGUUCUGCAAGAUUUAAAACAUUUCUGGUAAUAUUAUAAAAAAAAAAUGCUAAAUGUUAGCAUCACUGUUAGUUACGACAAAGAGCUGAUAAACUUUUCUUCACAACUAAACCCGGUUGUGAUUUUUAGCAGCAAUAUAUGUGAGAUUUUUUUUUCUUGUACAUGUCAUUUGUUAUUGUUAUUAUCAUAUUGUUUGUUAUAAUGUAUUAAGUUGUUUUCUUUUAGAAAAAUACUAUUCACAUCGCCCUUUUCCUACUUCAAUUAUGAUUUGUUAAUAUUGAAAGUUGUUUUUUUAGGAAAAAAAUUGCAUUUUCAAUUUUUUUUUAAUAAUAAUAAUAAUCGGUCUAAGAAAGCGUUUUGAAUACCGAAACAAGUACUUAAAACAAAAUGUAUUCCAAAUAUUUUCUAAAUAUCUUUAUUAAGAUAAGUUACUGUGUACAUAUUAUUAUUAAUUAGAUAGGAUAAUUUUGUAAAGAUCGAGUAGCGUUCAGCAAAAUAGAACAGAAAGUUAGGAGAAAUGGGAUUUUUAAAGACAAUAAACUGCGUUACGUUUUUAUUUUCCAAAAAUUGACAAUAAUGCAUUUACGGAAAUAUCUCUUCCUUAUUCAGGGCUUCAAAAAAAAAGAUGGUACUUAAUGUAAAUUGGAGACAAAUUAUUAAGGCCAGUUACUUACAUUCUUGCACCAUUGUACCUUUACAAUUUUCAAUAUGGAAAUUUAUAGCAUUAGCUUUAUUUGGUGGUUGAAACGAAAUUCGUACGAGCUCGUACGAAACUGACUGGUUAUUAAGUUAAAUUUAGGUAAUAAAUUGCGUAUUUUUUAAAUAUAUAAACCAUCUAAUAAAACUAAAAGUUCUCAAAUCAAAUUUUGCUAAACACUACUCGAAAAUCUAUUCAAAAAAAAAAAUUGGUGCUGCAAAGGGUAAAUUAUAUAGCGAAGUUGAUCAAAUUAACAUCACAACUUUAUUUUAAGUGAGCAAGUUUUUUGGUUACAGUUGUGUUUAGUAUUUGUAUUUAUUAUGAAAAUGGUAAUAUAAUACUAGUAUUAUAAA